CGUUGUCGGGUGUGCUGUCUGCUUUGCUUAUGUCGCAAGCUACACGCUCGGGCUCUGAUACAGCGUUGGUAUGCAACGUGCCCUUUUGAGCUCGUAUUGCACCUCAGACUUCAUGCUUGACAAAGAAGGAAGACAUCUUCUUGCUUAUCACAACGCUGCACUGAGAAAAUACUGCAGAAUUACACGUAACUAGCACCCCACAGCAAGCUCGUGACAGUCCAACAAGAUCUUCAACCGCUUCAACCAUGCUGGGAAUAGGCCGCAGCGUGGCAGUAUUAAGGCAGCAUGCCGUUUCUCUGCUCGAGGCCGGCAUCCAAGAAGUGCAACCAAACAGACUCUUACCCAAAUGGGUAAAAAGGGAAGGGGACAUGCUUCUGAUUCGAGAUCAGGAGCCUCUGAAGCUGAAGCACAAUGUCUAUGUUGUAGGAUUUGGAAAAGCUGUGGGUGGCAUGGCACAUUCCCUGCAAAAGAUUUUGGGAAGUCAACUGGUCAAAGGCUCCGUAAGCGUGCCUGUUGGCACAAGAGAAACCAUGGUGAAGCUCAACAAGCCAGAGUAUCUUCCUGAAGAUAACGGGCAGUUUGACAUAAGAGAGGGUGCCCGCAACAAUCUCCCUGAUGAAGCAGCUCUCGCAGCGACAAAGUCGAUUGUGGCCAUGAUUUCAAGCCUUCAGGAGUCCGACAUAUUGCUGGUUCUUAUUUCAGGUGGUGGGUCUGCCCUUCUGCCUCUGCCACUGAAACCAAUCACAUUGCAAGAAAAACUGGACACAAUCAAACUUCUGGCCAAUAGUGGAGCACCCAUAGAUGCACUGAACUGCAUCAGAAAGAGGCUUUCUGCAGUCAAAGGUGGCCGCCUGCUUCAAUACACUAAGGCCAAGGUCUUUGCACUAAUCAUCUCAGACAUUGUGGGAGACCCCCUAGACCUUAUCGCCAGCAGCCCCACCGUUCCGAACACUGACGAUCCGAGCUUACCACUCAAGAUACUAGACAAAUACAAUGUCACGAACAAAGUACCGGCUAGCGUGCUAACGAAGCUACAACAGGCGGACGAACCUCAACAACGUGCGACAACAACUGCAUGCAACCUUCUCAUCGGAACCAACCUGACGGCCGCGCAAGCUGCGUGCCGCGAAGCAGGAAAGCUCGGCUACCACUCUCACCUGUUGACAACCUCACUGCACGGAGAAGCAAGGACGGUGGGCAAAGCAAUGGCGGAGCUGGCGAUGUGGCUACUCAGCCGGCAGAGCGAUCUGAACCCGUCGGAGAUUGCGGAAAAAUUGUGCGUGCCGGUCACAGAACUGCACCUGCUUUCGGAGUUUGCGGGCAAGGCGUUUGGAACUGGCAGUCCAGUCUGCAUCAUUACCGCUGGGGAAACUACAGUGUGUGUAACCGGAAGUGGUACGGGAGGAAGAAACCAAGAGAUGGCACUCGCAGCGGCAAUGAGGUGGGACGAAACGAGGUGCAAAGCAUCCCUGAUGUUUCUCUCGGCUGGGACGGACGGCAUCGACGGCCCCACCGACGCUGCCGGUGGAAUUGCUUAUCCUGCAACAGCGGAGGUCGCUCGACGACAAGGACUCGACUGCUCCAAGUUCUUGCACGAGAAUGACUCGUAUUCAUUUUUUCAAAGGUUAAGUGGUGGUGAGGACCAUGUAAAAACUGGGCCCACGGGAACUAAUGUAAUGGAUUUGCAAAUCAUGUUGCUAAUGCCCCCGACAGAGCUCUCCUCUAAUAGGAUAUGCAGUUCCCUGUAGAAAAUGUUGCGUAUGAAAGAUGUGCCUUUUUGUCUCUGUGUGCUUAGAGACCUGGUGUUAGAAAGUACUUUAGAACAAGAACUGUUUAAAUACUUUAAUUCUAAGCAGACGAGCAGGUGCAUCAACGUAGGUAAUGGGACAGCUUGUUGUCGACAGUUUAAAUACGUAUACUAAUUCAGCCAGGAAAAUGAAAUGUGACAUAGAACAUGCAGGACCAACAAGAAGCUAAUCCACAUUGAAAUUACAUCCUGUUCACAAUUAUGUAGCUCACAGCA
Messenger RNA from Ornithodoros turicata, 2023 nucleotides. Its product is annotated as glycerate kinase-like. Gene Ontology annotation, biological process: protein phosphorylation. The record is from RefSeq and is a predicted model, not a curated record. Lineage: Eukaryota; Metazoa; Arthropoda; Arachnida; Ixodida; Argasidae. The transcript has 4 exons. Gene Ontology annotation, cellular component: cytoplasm. Bases 246 to 1748 code for a protein of 500 amino acids. Gene Ontology annotation, molecular function: glycerate kinase activity.